Molecule: messenger RNA, 843 nt
Organism: Talaromyces amestolkiae
Lineage: Eukaryota; Fungi; Ascomycota; Eurotiomycetes; Eurotiales; Trichocomaceae
Exons: 3
Coding region: 1-843 (280 amino acids)
Source: RefSeq, a predicted model, not a curated record
AUGGAAACCGUUAACAAAGUCGUCGACGCCGGCUACAAAGCCAUCUGGGGCGAACAGAACACCGACAACACUAAGAGCCAAACGACAGCUAGCGGUAGUCAGCCUACAACAUCGACAGGAAUGACCGGCAUCCCAACCGUCGACAAGGUCGUCGAGGCGGGCAAGAAGGCGAUAUGGGGUGAGAGCACAGAGACUCAGCAACAAACAUCGCUUGGAGAAGAGCCUGUGGCUGGAAAGAGGGGAUUGGGUACAGCGACGGAUCCAUAUGAUGCUGGAAAUCGUGAUGAACAAUACGAUGCUCCCUCCGUCGAAGCCGGCGGUCUUCCUACAUCCAUCCCAGUCAGUGAACAACGAAACAUUGAGACGGUAGAUACCCCCCUGAACACAACCAAUAUGGGCAGUAGCUCUGGCACCGCAGCAGCCGGCACAGCAGCCACUCAUGACCUGAAGACCACCGCCACUGGACUUCAACCUGAUCCUGCCCAGCCUGGAAAUGCAGCUGAUUCCACGUCAAGAGCCAUUCCUGAUGGCGGACCAGGCCAGACACUGAAACAUACUAGUGAGCCAUUUGAGGAGGAGACUCAGAAACUCGCCAAAGAUCUACAGAACAUCAAAGUGGACGACGAAAAGCCUAAAGUCCACACACAGGCCGGAGGUAUAGCAGUUAGCAGACCAAACCAGGCCGUCCACUCCAAGGAAGACAGUCUCUCAUCUUCAUCCUCUGGGUCUUCAGCCGGUGCUAUUGACAGCCAGGGAAACGCACGGAAAAGUAAGACCAGCAAAUUGGAGAAAGUGAAGAACAAGCUACACAUUGGCAGCCAUUCGCCAAAGGCAUCACGAUAA